AUGAAAAAUAACAUGAUACAAACCAAUUGUUGUGAGUUAAUGGAAAUUUUUGAAACAGCCAUUAAUAGAAUUGAGGAAAUGGUUAAUGGAAUUCUGAUUAGCAAUCAAGAAAAAACUAUCGAGAUUUCAACCCCAAUGAAAGUUGAGGCUGAAAAACAGAUGAUAUUGGUCUGUAAAAGAGGAGCAGAAUGUUUUUCUUUUUUGUUGGCUGACAAAUUAUACAAAGAAGAUAGGUUCUACAAGCAAGAACAGAAAGUCAAAAUAAUAAAAAAAGAGUGGGAAAACGGAAUAGUUUUGAAAGAAGAAUUAGUUAAGGAAUUAUAUUUACCCAAAAUAGAUUUAGACUGGGAAGAACACAAAAUCAAAUCCAUCACUUUACAAGGUGAUAACUUAUUAAUCGAAUACCAAGAUUCUAAAAAAGAAACCAAACCAGUCAGCAGUAGUCAAGAACUCCAAAAAGUUAAAUCUCAUUUAGGAAAAAUAGGAAAAAAUAAUCUUUCUUUAUCUGACUUAGAACAAGGCAGUAAUCCCUCCAAUUCUCCCAAUAAAUCCAGCAAACUUCCCCUUUAUAUUGGAUUAGCAGUAGUCGGAAUAUUAGUGGAGGAGAAAGAGAAAGGAUUUGCUCCAGAUGUAGAAGACUUCAAAUUAAGAGAGGAAAAUAGAAAGUUAAAGGAGAAGAUAAAGGAAUUAAUGGCAAAACUUGAUGAAUUAUUACAAAAGAAAGAAAAAAAAUUAGACCAGGAAGAAAAUUCAUUAAGCGAAAAACUAAACAAAAACCUAGAAAGAAUUUUAAAAAAGCAUAAAUCUCCCUGA
Messenger RNA from Racocetra persica, 813 nucleotides. NCBI's taxonomy places the organism in Eukaryota, Fungi, Glomeromycota, Glomeromycetes, Diversisporales, Gigasporaceae. The record is from the annotation of a GenBank genome assembly.